AUGAAUAGGUUUUUUGGCAUAUCUUUUCUCGUUCUUAUUUUAAAUGGUGCAUUACUUACUAAUUUCGUUCAAUCUUCAAACACGGACUUUAAUCUGUACUUAUUUUUAAAACACUUGGAUGUUUCUUCCCUUUCGAGGCUACUUAGUUUUAAACAUUACAUCGGCGAUCAUAAUUAUGUGGUUCGUCCAGAUUUCGGGCCAGCCUUCUUGUACCACGACAAGGGUGUGACUGGGUGGACCAUGAGACUUGGAAUGUAUGGAUAUGGUAUCGUUGGCUUGCCCAUGAGAGGAGAUGGCAACUGUAUGUUCUACACCCUUUGUUCGAUCUUCAAGCUCAAUAAAAUUGACAACAAACGCCUUCUUGAAUACAUGAACCCAGAUUUGCAGCCAGCGGUUAAAAUUGCAAUCAUCGGCAUGUUACAAGAGGAAGAAUACAUAAGUCCUAUAAAUUUAAAAAGAUUGGCUCAAAUCUACUAUGUUGGAAUGGACCCUUAUGACGAGGAUUCCGUGGCACUGUACAACAAAGAAGAGUUUUUGUUGAGGGCGAAGGAUCAAGUUGAUUUACAAGAAGCUUUCCAAACUCAAGUAAUGCCCCUUGAUAGUGGAUCUAUGUUACACAACAUUGAUAUCAAAACCCAGUACAAUAAGAUAGCAGCUAGCGGGAGUGGAAUCGAAGCCGUUCGUGAGCUUUUCGAUAAAUUUGAUGAAAAAAUAUACACCCGCCACGGAGACCACACCGAUAAAAGAUUUUUAGAAAGAAUCUUCCAAAUGAGGAUGCUCUAUUUCAACAGACAAAACACACGCAUCAACUGUGGAAACAAGGAAUUGGAUUUUAACACAAAAUUGGUCUUGACUAUGUUAUACGAGGACGGAUGUCAUUUCGAUAUAGCCGGCAUCUAUAAAUUGGGAACCACCGAUCUUAAAGAUGUAAAAAGUGCGUACAAUAUUUCUGAGAUUCCAUUGCCCCUACUUCUGAUGAUUACUGAGGAUUAUAUCUCGCAUAUUGUCGAGGCCGUAAAUCCAAUAACUUCAACUUUUCCUUAUCGCAUCGACACACCCAGAAGGAUCGCUAAUCUGUUCUCUCCCUACAAGUUACAUGAGGACUUAACUUCUUCUCACAUUUGUCCCAAAUUUAGCAAUUGGUCUCCUACAUCUAAAGAAUGGGACAACAAACUCAAUCCUUAUAACCUAACUCUUUGUUCCAGGGACUACGGAGGCGACGGGAACUGCUUAUUCUACGUUAUUGCAGGGAUUUUGAAGGACAAUGGGUACAACAUUGGCAAGUUUGAUCUGGAGAGGAGGGACAUCAGUCCCGGGAUCAGAAUAUCGCUAAAGGGCAUGAAGUUCAGCGACGACGGCUUCUUCAGCAUGAAGGACAUUCGGAGGCUCUCGUCUCUGGCCUACGUAGGAAUUGACCCUGAGAAUCCUGAGGCUCAGCAGUACCUGGAUGUAGAACAGCUCAGGAGUAAGAUCCAGCUUACUAUUGCUGGGAUGGACAUGAUGUGCGACAUUACUUGGGGCCCUUCCGACUGUCUAAAAAAGUUGAAUGAAAAAAAGCAACAACCUAUCGAGGUUGCCAAAUAUGUUUACAAGAGUAUUGCUUCCUCAUCUCCUGUUAAAAAUUGGGGGUCAGGGGACGACUUGUAUGGCCUCUGCGAGAUUCUGAACGUGGACUUUUUACUGUUUCACAAGGACGGGGCUAAAAUUCAACACUUCAAAAGCAGUCUCAAACGACCCGUGUGCACGCUAAACAUUUACUACUAUCACAUGACUCACUUUCAAAGCGCUGGCGUCGUGGUUAAUUACAUGAAUUCAAACAGGAGAAAAUUAUCUAGUUUGUACAAGAACUUUGAGUUGGACGAGGAACUAUUCAAGGUUCUGGCCACUUCGAAUGAGAGUUCUUAA
This is a messenger RNA of Theileria orientalis strain Shintoku, 1905 nucleotides long. RefSeq lists its product as hypothetical. Lineage: Eukaryota; Apicomplexa; Aconoidasida; Piroplasmida; Theileriidae. The record is from RefSeq and is a predicted model, not a curated record. The transcript has 4 exons. The coding region runs from base 1 to 1905 and encodes 634 amino acids.